Molecule: messenger RNA, 3553 nt
Organism: Scatophagus argus
Lineage: Eukaryota; Metazoa; Chordata; Actinopteri; Scatophagidae
Gene: nr1d4a
Product: nuclear receptor subfamily 1, group D, member 4a
Exons: 8
Coding region: 527-2260 (577 amino acids)
Biological process (GO): hormone-mediated signaling pathway; cell differentiation; negative regulation of transcription by RNA polymerase II
Molecular function (GO): zinc ion binding; nuclear receptor activity; RNA polymerase II cis-regulatory region sequence-specific DNA binding
Source: RefSeq, a predicted model, not a curated record
CAAAGAGUGAGCCAAAUCCCGCACAACACACAGACACAACACAAGUUGAGCGAGCGGAAAAGCGGUCACAUUUCCUACUCACCUGCAAACGUGAUUGAUGUGGGUGUUUGUAUCAGUGGGUGUGUAUGUCAUGCCCACGGAUAUGCUGACUCUACUUUCUUGGAAUUCAUGAGAAGCGUUUAAUCUUCGCUCGUGCAGCAUCACAUGCUCAGGAGCCAAAGCGCAGUGUCCAUAACGCAGAAGGCAUCUGGGUAUCUCCGAGGAGACAAACUUACUUGUGUGAGACCACACUUGAGCACCGUGAGAGACGCCGGUCUACACUUCACUGGGACAAUUUAACGCGUACUGGACACAUUUCCACCAGUUUCCCCUCCUUUUUUUUGUUGCGCUCCAUGGAGCAGGUGUUUUACGCAAAGCUGUUUUUUGACUAUCUCAACCGCCUCCAAAAGACAUUUGCUCCAGUCUAGUGACAGACAAGGACGUGUAUCUUCCAGUCACUUUAAAGUCAUCGACAUCACCAAGAGAAAUGGAUAACAGCCCUGGAGGUGGAGUCAUCCUGUAUGCAGGCUCCUCUGGCAGUUCCAGCCCCAGCCCUGGCAGCCCCUCCAGUGGGUACCAGACACAGUCACCUUCUUCACACUCCCAGCCCUCAUCUCCAGAGGAGGUUACAUUCACAGAAAUUGGGGCAUUGAAACAGAGGGCAGGUGGGUGCACCACUCCAUCCUCCAAACUGGUGUUCCAGUUCCCAGAGGUCUACAGUGGCCCUGCAGCAUCAGCAGCUCCACAGCACACCUAUGCACACCCUAUUGCAGGAAAGAGACCAUGCGGGUUCCCAGGAACUUUCACAAAGACAGGUGGAAUGGUCCUGCUUUGCAAAGUCUGUGGGGACAUUGCAUCUGGUUUCCACUAUGGGGUACAUGCAUGCGAGGGCUGCAAGGGUUUUUUCCGCCGCAGCAUCCAGCAGAACAUCAACUACAAGAUGUGUGUGAAGAAUGAGAACUGUCUGAUCAUGCGCAUGAACCGCAAUCGCUGCCAGCACUGCCGAUUCAAGAAAUGCCUCUCUGUUGGCAUGUCAAGAGAUGCUGUGCGCUUUGGCCGCAUACCUAAGAGAGAAAAGCAGCGACUUCUGGAUGAGAUGCAGAGCUACAUGAACAGCUUAAAUGAGUCUGCUGCCAUGGAAAUGGAUCCCUCUUCAGUGAGAGACACUCCCUCCAGCCCAGAGGAUGGCAACUCAAAAGAGGCCAUUGGGGCCAUCGCCAGAGCCUACCGUGACAUUUUCACCAGCAGUAACAGCAGCAGCCAGGAGAGAGUAGCCAAGAGGGCUAACAUCACCACCAACAACAACAAUAACACAUCUCCAUUUUCUCAGGAUGCCAGUUUUCCACAAGUGUCCCCUCACCACAACUCCGCCCAGAGUUAUCAGUCUUGCCCCGUUGCACCAGCUGCUCUGUGCCCAGUUGCUCCUAAUGACAACCAACCUACAUUCCACAAUGUGGACAACAAUCGCUAUACCUACUUGAUGUCGACCAAUCAGAAUCAGGAUCAGUCUAACAGCACAACACGUCAAAGAGGCUGUUCAGCCGAUCACGAGAGUUUUCACAACGCAGGAAGUGUCCAAAAUCAGCCCUCCUGCCCAUGGAAAUUAGCUCCAGGAGCUAAAGUGUUGGCCUGUCCCCUCAAUGCUUGGCCUGUAUCGGGCCCAGAGCGCACGAGCCAGGAGAUAUGGGAAUCCUUCUCUCAGUGUUUCACUCCUGCUGUCAAGGAGGUGGUUGAGUUUGCCAAGGGCAUCCCAGGAUUUCAAGAACUUAGUCAACAGGACCAGGUCAUGCUGCUCAAAUCAGGCACUUUUCAGGUUCUGAUGGUGAGGUUCUGCACCUUGUUCAAUGCUGGGGAACGUACAGUGACUUUCCUGAAUGGCCAAACUUACCCUCUGUCCACCCUGCGAGCUUUGGGUAUGGGCUCUCUGCUGGAUGCAAUGUUUGACUUCAGCGAGAAGUUGGGUUCCCUGGGACUAGAGCCUGAUGAGAUGGCCCUCUUUAUGGCUGUGGUGCUGGUCUCUGCAGAUCGUUCUGGCAUCUCAGACAUGCGGGCUGUGGAGCAGCUACAGGAGGGUCUGAUCCGUGCCCUGCGGUCACUGAUCGCUCGCCAUCGCCCAGAUGACACCGCCCUCUUCCCCAAACUCCUCCUGCGCCUGCCGGACCUGCGCACCCUCAACAAUCUGCACUCUGACAAACUGUUGGCCUUUCGUAUUGACCCUUGAGCGGACUGCUCACAGAGCACAGACACACGAACUGUUAUACACAGAAACAUACAGUAUACUGCAAACACACAAACACACACACAUAUUAUCUUCCAACGGCAGGACUUCCUUGAAAAUUGAGGAACAAGGAAUUGUGCAAUCCGAGGAACGAUUUUCAAAAGGAUAAAUGAGGGCAGAACAUAUUUUUGAUUCAUUAUUGAUCUUCAUGCAAUGUUCGGGACUAAUAAACAUACACAUACUAACUCAUGUAUACACAUAAACCUCAACACCUCUUGACAGACAUUGUUUCAGUAAAAAACAUAAAUUACUGUGUAGAGUUACUAUUACCCUUUGGACGAAUCAUUUGUGCACUUGCUCAUUAUAUCCAGUUUUUUUAAGAAUAAAAGUCAGUUUAUUUCUGUUUAUUCCUUCAGUCGUACAGCAUCAACAGGCCACCACUAAGCAGCAGCUGAAAGACAGACAUCGUAGCUCCAAACCGUUUGGGACCAUUUGUGAUGAUUGACUAAGUGUCAGUUUGUGUUUAAGAGAAAGGGAACCUGUAAAUAAUACAUAGCAAAAUCAGAAAUAUUAGGGAUAUUAGGGUGUAUCACUGUUUCACAAACAUCCCAUCUGCAUUAGUACAGGAAUGAGAUCACUAUUUGAACAUGUCAUUUGUAUACAACAGGAUGCAUUCUGUGUCUUACUAUUUUUGACUGAUCUUCCAGAAAACAUUUGGCACACCUUGGAUUUAAAUAUGCCAACUUAAUAAGUCAAUGGCAUUUUAUAUUAUUUCACAAAAACAUUGUGUCGUCGUCACCAUAUCGUGCCACAUCUGGACUGGUGGCAGCACUCCAUGCAUGUUGGGUUUUUUAGCUCCUUUGUUUAUUUUUGUUGCUGUAAAUAUUAUUUUACCCCAGUGUCUAUGUAUCAAUGAAUGAACUGAUGUGAUUGAUCGGACAGAUGAGUUCGGUGUGAAGAAGAAUGUACUAGGUGGGGGUUUGGCCAUGCCAAGGGGGUUUUGCACAGGAGUAUAUGUAGUAGGGAUUGUCAGACAGUUUAGACACACUUUCUGCUAUCAGAUGAUGUAACCAACCAGCAUAAUCCCUUAAAUCACCAGCACGCACUCCACAUGCACCCUUCCUCUGCCCCCAAUGUUUGUCAUACAAACACAAGAGAUAUUUUUGGGUGAGAGAUCCUAUUUGACAGGUCCUCUCGCCAUCUGCUUGUUUGAUUAAGGCUGACUGAGGAUGUCUUGUACAAUUUGUAAAUCUUUAUUCCUAAAUAGAAAUGAUAUAAAGUUCAAAUUAUGUAUUA